Messenger RNA from Perkinsus marinus ATCC 50983, 939 nucleotides. RefSeq lists its product as hypothetical. Lineage: Eukaryota; Perkinsozoa; Perkinsida; Perkinsidae. The transcript has a single exon. Gene Ontology annotation, molecular function: metal ion binding. The record is from RefSeq and is a predicted model, not a curated record. The coding region runs from base 1 to 939 and encodes 312 amino acids.
AUGGAGAGUCUGUGGGUUGACUCUUCUAUCUCUGACACAACUACUUUUGAUGCACACUCGCCGCAGCUUCAUGAGGCUCCUAUCGUGGACUUACCCGACUGGGCAUCCUUUCCACCACUCCCCUCGCCUUAUGCUGCUACUCCUAGACGUCACGGUGGAUCUCGUUGUAUUCGCCAACAGCUGCGUAACACUCGUGCCUGUAAGCACUUCCUGAAUGGGUGUUGUUACUACGGCGCAAACUGUACCUUCGCUCAUCAUGACAAUGAGCUCUUCAAGAAGCCCAACUUGGCCAAAACUAAGCUCUGUCCUAAACUAUUCUGCGAAGACGCCGCCUGUACCUACGCACAUUCUUCAGAGGAGCUAAGACAGCCAGGCGAGUUCUCUGAUAUGGACGCCGCAAGGGUAGAUGUCGAACACGAGAAGGUCCUCGGAGAGCAACGCACUUUGUUGACAGUUAUUGGCCUCAUGUCGGAGCUCUGUGAUGAUGGUAAAGAUUCUGGUCUCCUCCCUAGCCCCGGUAGUCAGGUUAGCCUCCCGUUGCUACCAACCCCACCAAUGAGGUGCACAGGCUCUGUUGGUUCUAUAACUGGGCGAAGGAGUUCUCGACCAUCGAAGAAAGGACCACGUACUCGUAGGGGCGUUAAGAAAUCUGCUCUCUACGGCUUGGCGACUCAAAAUGAGGAACUCCGAAGACAGGUGGAAAUGAGCAAUACUGUUUUUGCUCAUGUAGUACAGAUGAUCUCGGCCCAAGCCCCUCCGGUUAACCCAGUCGUGGAAUCCACAUCACCUAUGGGUGUUGUAUUCUCUCAGCAACAGAGGGAUGAGUCAACAUCGGAUACCGCUGAUACGACUUCAGGAGUUGGUGAUAACAGUGAGAUCGACGAGGUUGAUGCAGAUGCUCUAGCUCAACUAUUGGCUACCGUAAUUGGACAGUGCUAG